This is a messenger RNA of Malassezia japonica, 885 nucleotides long. RefSeq lists its product as uncharacterized. NCBI's taxonomy places the organism in Eukaryota, Fungi, Basidiomycota, Malasseziomycetes, Malasseziales, Malasseziaceae. The record is from RefSeq and is a predicted model, not a curated record. The transcript has a single exon. The coding region runs from base 1 to 885 and encodes 294 amino acids.
AUGUCUGCCACUCGCUAUUAUUCCGUACAGCCAAGUCAGCCGGGACUGCGUGGAUCGGGCCGGGGACUGUUUUGGCUCGCGCUGACGACGGCCUCGGCAGGCGUCGGCUACUGGGCCGGUGCCAAGUACCCUCCUCCGGCUAUUCCGUUCGUUUUCUCGCCGUACUCGACCGAAGUCAGGCACCUCUCGCAGGAGGCCAGGAAUGAGCACACGCGUGAGAUCGAAAAGGGUCUGCACGAGAUCCCGCUCGUCCAGGAGCUCGCACAGGUCUCGUACGAGACCAAGUCGGCCCGCGGCGUGCGCGAGUCGUUCGCGAUUGCCAAGCCGGCCGAGACCGUGCCGGAGGAAGAGGCGGAGUACCUGAUCGUGCGUCCGUUUGUGCACUCGCCUCCUGAGCGCCUCACGCGCCAGUUCACCGCCGGCAGCCUGCGUGGUCCGGGCAUGUUUGCAACGACGCCGCUCGUCUUUUCUAAGACGAAGUUCGGCGCGCAGAAGCGUGGUGGCCGCGAGGGCGACACGAUCGCAUUUGUGCAUGUUGGCAAGAACAUGUGCGGCUUUGAGGGCGUCGUACACGGCGGUCUGAUUGCAACCAUGUUUGACGAGGUGCUGGCCCGUGCUUCGUUCUAUGCCUUGCCGAGCAUGGUCGGUGUCACGGCGAAGCUCGAGGUGAACUACCGCCGCCCGACGUACGCGGACCGCUACUUUGUGAUCGAGUCGCACGUUACCGACAACUCGGGCCGCAAGGUGUUUACCACCGGUGAAUUCCGCGAGGCAAACAAGGACGCGGUGCUGGCGACUGCCGACGCGGUGUUUGUCGAGCCCAAGUUCGCCAAGUACCUCACCUGGGUCGGUGGCCUGAAUAUUCGGAAACUUAUGGAGGAGUAA